AUGGCCUCAACUAGUCAACUGAUCCGGGUACUUGGUGGCGGCAGUUUCGGCACUGUAUAUCUCGAAUUCAGGAAUAAUCGAAAUGUUGCCACCAAGCGUAUUAAUGGGAUUCAAGAUCCGCGGCACCUUCGCCGUGAACUAACCGACCCUUCAAACUUUGGCCGUUCCGGUACUCUCCGCUAUACCGCGCCAGAAAUAUUCGCUGAUGAGGCAAAUCGCAGCUAUGCCAGCGAUAUAUAUUCCUCCGGGCUUGUUUUUUGGGAAUGUGUCGAAAGACGAUGCACCCGGCGUGAGCCGGGAGGUCGGCCAACUGCUACGGACGCACUUGACGCCGCAAAUUUGAUAAAAACGGAGUCGUUUUAUAAGCUGUUCCGUUCCAACCAGCCAACUACUGCGGCAGGUCACGCAAGUGGCAGUCGCCCAUGGCGGGUAGUUGGUGCAAGAGAAGACGAAGAGGAACCCCUGGCAGAAACGGAUAGCGAGGAAAGUGGCGAUGAAUUGAUGGGAGGCCCGCCAGCUAUUGAUAUCGGAAGCCUGGCUGUCGCAGACAACUCUCAGCCAAAAACUCCUGCUCGCCGGGAACCGUCGCAAAUAGUGGCCGAAACGAGUUCGCCGAAUGAAGAGGAUAAAUUGCUUAAAGAAAUAGCUGCUGAGGAAAGAGAAGAAUUUCAAGCAAGAGAAGACAGGAAACCUCGUAUCAAACGUAAUCUGCUCGACCCAAAUGAAGAUCCGUCCAUAUGUACCAUGAUAGGUUGUCCCCAAGGAAAAGCCGAACUAUCGUUUGGUAAUGGCACGAAGAGAUGUGUGCCGUUCGAUCGAAUCUCUGGCGAAAUACCUGAUAACUUCAUUUUGGGCGAUUGUCCUUCCGCCGGUGAUUGCGAUUGUGGCGUAAAUGAGCCAGUUUGUGUGCCACAAUCUUCCCUCGUCGAUUACGAUAAUGUCACGAUGCGGUGUAUCCAUGAGGACUGCACCGAGUUGCCCGGCCAUCAUUCGUGUCUCGAUGGAGAAAAGAAGCAGAGCUGUAUACCAUAUGAGAGAUUGACUAAAGUGAUCAAUGGCACACAAUGUGUUUUGGACCCGCGCCACGCCUCUUGUCCUCUUACGGCACUAAAUUGCGCUAAGCACGAGGCUCCGAUUUGCGUGGAGAUGAACACGCCGAAAAAUCGAGACGGUCCUUUGAUUGGAUAUGAUGGAAGUUGGAAGACUUGUACCCUGAAAGAAUGCACCGAGUUGCCCGGCCAUCAUUCGUGUCUCGAUGGAGAAAAGAAGCAGAGCUGUAUACCAUAUGAGAGAUUGACUAAAGUGAUAAAUGCCACACAAUGUGUUAUAGACCCGCGCCACGCCGCUUGUCCGCUCACGGCGCUAAAUUGCGCCAGGCACGAGGAUCCGAUUUGCGUGGAGAUAAACACGACGAAAAAUCGAGAUGGUCCUUUGAUUGGAUAUGAUGGAAGUUGGAAGACUUGUACCCUGACAGGGUGCCCAUCCGGUAAUCACCCAUGCCUGGUAUCGUUUUUCGUUCCAUCGGAUGAUUGUCAUGAGAUGGCGAAGCAAAAAAACGAAGAAUUGAUCGCAUGCUACACUAGUCAUGUGCCUGGUGCCGAUUAUACUUGUGUGCCAUGCGAUCGGCCGAUGAACAUAGAAUUUGGUCCGUUGACCCAGCGUAUGACAUGCGAAUUUGAGGUGCACAAGAAAACAGCGUCGCCGGGCAUCGGA
Molecule: messenger RNA, 1713 nt
Organism: Mesorhabditis spiculigera
Lineage: Eukaryota; Metazoa; Nematoda; Chromadorea; Rhabditida; Rhabditidae
Source: the annotation of a GenBank genome assembly